CGUUUCCCACAAAGCCACGUUACAACCGCAACCGACACAAAGCCGUGACAAAAGCCACGGGAGGGAAGUCUUAAAUUCAGUAACCACUCUAACAAAUCCUACUUACCAACUCUCUAAUCCUCUCCCCACUGCCCUCCACUCCAGUUGCCUAGUUGACUUGACUCAAAUCCGCAGCUAGCUUCCAAGAUGGGCUCCGUCUCUCUGAAGAUCGGCGACGGCACCGCCAGAUUCCGACGCGCCACCCUGUGCUCCUCCGCCGUCAACAUUCUGAUGCUCUUCUCCGUCCUCACCACGAACCUCUUCGCCCUCUACGCCUUCACCUCCUCCCCCUCCCCAAAAGACCAGCAGCAGGCCCAGCACCUCCUCCACCACACCCAGAAGAACAUGUCCCUCAUCUCCGAGCAGGUCUCCCUGAUCCUCCGCGAGAUCGACUCCUCCCAGAAGAAGCUCGCCCAGAUGGAGAAUGACCUCUUGGGCUACCAAACCAUCGAUCUUUCCCGCCCCAAUACGCCUAAUGAGCUCAAGAGAUUCCUCCAGCAUCACACCCUUCCUCUCGGCAAAGACUCGAGAACCGGGAUCACCGAGAUGGUGGCCUCCGUGGGACAUUCCUGCGAGAAAUCCGGGGAUUUGUUGUCCCAGUACAUGAACUACAAGGUCUCUGGGCCCUGCCCCGACGACUGGAGCCUGGCCCAGAGGCUGAUUCUUCGCGGAUGCGAGCCUCUGCCGAGGAGGAGGUGCUUUGCCAAGACCGUGCCCAAGGUUGGUUUAACUACUUUUCCGCUUUCGCUUUGGAAAAAUGUUAGUGCUAAGAGUGUUACUUGGAGCGGUCUAGGGUGUAAGAAUUUCGAGUGCUUGAGUAGUAAGAAAUUGAGUAGGGAGUGCGUUGGUUGCUUUGAUUUGAGUAAUGGGGGGGAUGAGAAACAGAGAUUUGUUAAGGCUAGGAGCAAGAACGAUUUCGUGAUUGAUGAUGUGCUGGCUUUGGGAGGUGGGGGAAUGAGAGUGGGGUUUGAUGUUGGAGGUGGCUCUGGUACAUUUGCUGCUACAAUGGCGGAGAGGAAUGUGACUGUGAUCACCAACACUUUGAACAUUGAUGCCCCGUAUAGCGAGUUCAUAGCUGCUAGAGGGCUGUUUCCGCUGUUUUUGAGCUUGGAUCAUAGAUUUCCUUUCUAUGAUAAUGUGUUUGAUUUGGUUCAUGCUGCGAGUGGAUUGGAUGUUGGUGGAAAACCGGACAAGUUUGAGUUCUUGAUGUUUGAUAUCGAUCGGAUCUUGAGGCCUGGAGGUUUGUUUUGGUUAGACAACUUUCAUUGUGCCAAUGAAGAGAGGAAAAAGGACUUAACCAGGUUAAUUGAGAGGUUUGGAUAUAAAAAGCUGAAAUGGGUUGUUGCAGUAGAUGCUGCAUCAGGGUCAAGCAAAUUCGAGGUUUACUUGUCCGCAGUUCUGCAAAAACCAGUAAGACUAUGAUGUUGAUCAGGUCCUUGUCACAAGAAACUGCAACCUGAUGCUCUUAACAUCAAUUGCUUGUUCCGCACAGAAAUACACUGCUUUUAACACGGUCGUGAAAUUCCUUCAAAAUCGCAAUAAGGGCAUCAAUUGCUUAUUUUCCCUACUGCAAACUGGUGGUAGAGGAUGAAAUCUAUUCUCUAAUUGAAAAGCUAUAUUAAUGCUUUGUUCUGUACUGGUGAUAGGGAUAUUUUGUUCUGUGGACAAUGAGUUGUUAGGACAAGAUAGAAUUAAUAUUUUGAUGCAUUUUUUGAAUCUAUUAAGGUAUUCAAUAUAUGUUGUAUUCUUUGGUUA
Molecule: messenger RNA, 1794 nt
Organism: Rosa rugosa (rugosa rose)
Lineage: Eukaryota; Viridiplantae; Streptophyta; Magnoliopsida; Rosales; Rosaceae
Product: probable methyltransferase At1g29790
Exons: 1
Coding region: 187-1461 (424 amino acids)
Molecular function (GO): methyltransferase activity
Source: RefSeq, a predicted model, not a curated record